Messenger RNA from Aplysia californica (California sea hare), 1801 nucleotides. RefSeq names its product glutamate receptor subunit protein GluR7. The record is from RefSeq and is marked validated. Gene Ontology annotation, cellular component: plasma membrane; postsynaptic membrane. NCBI's taxonomy places the organism in Eukaryota, Metazoa, Mollusca, Gastropoda, Aplysiida, Aplysiidae. Gene Ontology annotation, molecular function: glutamate-gated receptor activity; transmitter-gated monoatomic ion channel activity involved in regulation of postsynaptic membrane potential. Gene Ontology annotation, biological process: modulation of chemical synaptic transmission; synaptic transmission, glutamatergic; monoatomic ion transport.
GAGGGAUUUGGAGGGGGAAUAGGAGGAGAGUUUUACGGCAUGGAACUGGGACCCAGUGGGCAAGUGGAACAGGAAGAGCGGGCUCAACGUCUCUCUGCAGGCAGCCGAGGCAGUGGACCAGGGGCCUGGCAACAAAGUCUAUGUCGUUUCUGCUUACGAGACUGAGCCGUACGUGAUCAGGAACGCCUCAUCUCCAUCAGGAUUCUCUGGCUUCUGUGUGGAGCUCCUGGACAUGAUAGCCAAGGCCAAGAACUUCUCUUACAGGAUCGAGCUGACUGACACCGUGGGCAAAGAACAGUCCAACGGCUCUUGGAACGGUGUCAUGGGCGCUCUCAUUGACCGGAAAGCUGACAUUGGCAUUGGUGAUCUGACCAUCAACUUAGUGCGAGAGCAACAAGUGGACUUCACGAAGCCUUUCCUGACUCUGGGAAUCACCAUCCUGUACAAGCGGCCAGCUCCAAAGUCUUUGAACCUUUUCUCCUUUCUGCAACCGCUUUCCGUGGAUGUGUGGGUGUACAUGAUAGCCGCCUAUCUCUGUGUGAGUUUCAUGCUGUUCGUCAUUGCGCGGUUUAGCCCGUACGAGUGGUGUAACCCCCACCCGUGUAACCCUGACACAGACGAGGUGGAGAACCAGUUCACGGUGAUGAACAGUCUCUGGUUCACCAUUGGUUCCCUCAUGCAGCAAGGUUGUGAGAUCGCCCCACGCGCCCUGUCCACACGUAUGGUGGCGGGCAUGUGGUGGUUUUUCACCCUCAUCAUGAUCUCCUCCUACACCGCCAACCUGGCCGCUUUCCUCACCGUGGAGAGGAUGGUCUCGGACAUCAACAGCGCCGAUGACCUGGCCAAACAGACCAAGAUCAAAUACGGCACGUUUGCUGGAGGUGCCACCCAAGAGUUUUUCCAGAAAAGCAAUAUGCCACCUUUUGAUAGAAUGUGGAACUUUAUGAAUGCUACGGGAGAAUCGGCGUUCGUGCAGAACCUCACGGAGGCUGUAGAGCGGGUGAAGACCGGAGACUACGCCUACAUUACAGAGUCGACCACAGUCAAGUUUGUCGUGGAAAGAAACUGUAAUCUCAUGCAGAUCGGCGGAUUGUUGGAUACUAAGGGUUACGGAUUCGCCACACCGCAAGGCUCCUCUCUGAGAGAACAUCUGACGGAGGAGAUAUUGCGACUGACAGAGCUUCAGGACAUCGAGCGACUCCGCGUCAAGUGGUGGGAAAAGGAGUUGGGCGGUGGCAAAUGUCACAAGGAGGAGGGAUCUAUGGCUGGCAAAGCCAAUGAGCUCGGAGUAGAGAAUGUGGGUGGAGUUUUCGUCUUCUUGAUGGGUGGGGUUGUGAUCGGAUUCUUCGUGUCCAUCUGCGAGUUUGUGUGGAAAGCCAAGAAAAACGCCAAAAAGGAUAAGCAAACAUUGUGCUCUGAGAUGUCGGAAGAAUUCCGCUUUGCAGUCCGGUGCCUUGGCUCGAAGAAGUCGAAGAAAAAGGAAAAUGACGAGAUCACAGACAAUGGUCUUCAAUUUAUGCCAUUGACGGGAUACAACCAAAACGCCUAUGGGAAGGAAGUAUACGCCUAAAACAUCAUUUUUAGCACUGAUCUUAUUGUUACUCACUAUCCUUUGAGUAAUUUGUAGUUAUGGUUUAUUAGAGAUAUGGUGGUUCUUUCAGAUUUUUCUUCAACUAAAAUGUUUCGAAGAGAAAGCAGUUUUGGUUGAUGGGAAUGACAAGACAACAUCUAAAAUAUUAAUGCCCACCCUACAUCUCACAAUGCAUAUUUGUUUUUCUCCAAAACAUAAAUUAAUGAAACC